Molecule: messenger RNA, 576 nt
Organism: Galleria mellonella (greater wax moth)
Lineage: Eukaryota; Metazoa; Arthropoda; Insecta; Lepidoptera; Pyralidae
Product: SOSS complex subunit C homolog B
Exons: 3
Coding region: 226-576 (116 amino acids)
Biological process (GO): DNA repair
Cellular component (GO): nucleoplasm; nucleus; SOSS complex
Source: RefSeq, a predicted model, not a curated record
UAGACUACUAAUCUGUGGUAAUUUUGUUUUUGAGAUUUUUUGUUUUUGAAUGCAUAUAAUUAUUUACCUACACGAUUUCAAUUAAUUCUUAAAUGAAGUCCAUACCACAUAAAUAAUAACAAAUAAAUCUUAAAGAAUAUUCAUAUCUCUUCCUAAUGAAUGCAGUUAUUUGCAAAUACUUUAUUUAAUACUUAGUAAAAAACCUUAUAUUAAAUUACUUAAUAGAUGGCGUUUCCCCAGCCUAAUGCUCAACGAGAACUGACAAAUAGAAAGAUUUUAGAAGAGUUGCAACUGAAAAAGCAAAUGCUAUUGAAACAAGGUGCUGUAGCCCCUCUGACUGCCACAUCCAUAUCGCUCACCCAACCGAACCCUGUGAGCCAGUUGCCCAUGUGCUCUAUACCACCAGUCUCAGCCACAGCUGGUUUUCCACAAUUACCUGAAGCAAACAUAGUAAACACAAGUCAUCGAGCAGCACUGCAGCACGCUAAUGCUACAUCUUGUGGCUACUUUGUCUCGCAAGACUCAUCUUUUGGAAAUCAAAUUUUACCAGUACUGCCUAGAUUUGAUAGCAAGUAA